GAUUUCUCGCGGGAAACUACACAUCUAAGCAUUUCUUUUAUUACUUAAAAUAUUAAAUAGAAAAACAGUAUUUAUUAAAAAGUGAUAACUAAGUAAGUAAUUGUUGUAGUGUUUUUUGUGGAAAGUAUUGUAUAAGAUUAUACAAAACCAAAACAAUAUAUUUCAACCAAUAGCAGCGUUCAGCGCCGACGGUUGCGAGAAUUCUGAUUGGCGAAUAAGAAUUGCUCUGUGGCGCCUCUCCGACCUUAUAAAUAUCGGCGCGAUCACAAACCAGACCUCUUUUCCACAGUGUUAAUUCAAGGGGACUCUUUCGGGUUAUUUUUGUGAGCUAACUCUAAAUUCAGAAUGCCGGAGACCUCAAAAAUGAAUGGAUACUCAAAAACAAACGGACAUAGUUAUGACAUGGAAGAAGGAUCAGUAUUUUUGUUCACAUCAGAAUCCGUCGGCGAGGGCCAUCCAGAUAAAAUGUGCGAUCAAAUUAGUGAUGCUAUCUUAGAUGCACAUUUGAGGCAAGAUCCUGACGCUAAAGUGGCAUGCGAAACCGUAACGAAAACCGGGAUGGUGUUAUUGUGCGGUGAAAUCACUUCCAAAGCCAAUGUUGACUACCAGAAGGUUGUGAGAGAGACAGUGAAGCACAUUGGUUAUGACGACUCUUCUAAAGGUUUUGAUUGGCGUACACUAAAUUUAUUAGUGGCUAUUGAAGAGCAAAGUCCAAACAUAGCUGGUGGAGUCUAUCAACAAAGAGAGGAAUUAGAUAUUGGGGCCGGAGACCAGGGCUUAAUGUUUGGAUAUGCCACAGAUGAGACAGAAGAAUGCAUGCCUCUCACAGUAGUACUUGCACACAGACUUAACCAAAAGAUCGCAGAACUGCGGCGAAACGGUGAAUUCUGGUGGGCUCGUCCAGACUCUAAGACUCAGGUGACAUGCGAGUACGUGUUCGCUGGAGGCGCCACCGUCCCACAGAGAGUUCACACCCUUGUCGUCUCCCUGCAACACUCCGAAAAGAUUACAUUGGAGACCCUGCGUGAAGAGAUCAGAGAGAAGGUCAUUAAGGAAGUGAUCCCUGCCCACUACCUCGAUGAGAGGACUGUGAUCCACAUCAACCCUUGCGGUUUGUUCAUCAUUGGAGGACCCCAGUCGGACGCGGGUCUGACGGGACGUAAGAUCAUCGUGGACACGUACGGAGGCUGGGGCGCUCACGGAGGCGGCGCCUUCUCAGGCAAAGACUUCACCAAGGUGGACCGCUCCGCUGCCUAUGCCGCGCGUUGGGUUGCUAAGUCGCUCGUCAAAGCUGGUCUCUGCCGCCGUUGCAUGGUGCAGGUCGCCUAUGCCAUCGGCGUGGCUGAGCCGCUGUCUAUCACGGUGUUCGACUACGGCACCUCGCACAAGACCCAACAGCAACUGCUUGCUAUUGUACAAAAGAACUUUGACCUGCGACCGGGCAAGAUUGUCAAGGAAUUGAACCUCAGGGCACCAAUAUAUCAGAAAACCAGUACUUAUGGCCACUUUGGACGAGAAGGCUUUCCAUGGGAGAAUCCCAAACCAUUGGUUGUAGAAUGACUUGCAACUUGAGGAUUAGACCAUUGUAAAUAUUUUCACCAGUAUGUUAUAAACACUUAAUCUACGUGUGUAAUUGUAGCGAGGGCGCAGGGAAUGUCGCUGAUGUCUCUCUUUAGACAUUAAUAUGUAUGUGAUGAACCUCGCCAGUGGAACUGUGGGCGACGCUGUAAAAUCACGUGACGGUUGCAUUUACGAGGUUCUUUCUAUAUUUUAAGUAUUCUCUAGAUUAUUAGACACAUAGGUUUAACAUGGUGCCGUCAUUUCUGAAUUUGAGUUAGUUCAGGGGUUUUAAUGGCAGUCCUAUUUAUUUAAGAUUACAUGUUCAGUUUCCUAAACAAAAUUGUUUGCUUUUUACACUGCCUAAUUGUUUUUAUAGUUAAGUAAAUGAACUUUCCAGUGAUAAUGAAGUAUGUAAUAUGAUUUUAUAUUUAUGUACAAUUUAAAUCUGGACUGCCCACACUCUCGAAUGUUCUUCAUUGUACGCUUUACGAUGUAAGUGCUAUGAUUUUUGGUAGAGUAGACUACUUCUCUGGUCGCGUCACAGUCGAGCGAGUGCCGGUUGAACGAGCACGGAGCAUCUGAUGCCUCGUUCCGCUGUCCUUCGCUUCACUGCAAAUUUAUCAGUGCUGCGAGGAGAAGUUGCCCCUAAUGUUGUUUAAAUUCAAUAUUAGUAGAUAUAACUCCUUAAGUGACAUGUAUGUACAAGUUGAGCUGGUUACUAUCUCACGCGCAGCACAAUUUGUGUUGUGUUUCCGAAAAGGAUUGACGUGGAAAAGAGCCAUUUUGAAAACACACCGACUAGACCAGGGUAGUAGUGCACUGUGCAUUUACUCCUUAAUGUAAUUCCGCCGGUAGUUUUAAUUAGGCGAAAUGCUAACCGUACAUUUGACAUUAGGGAUUAACAUAGUUUUAAACUAUUGCUUAGGACGGUUAGUGAGUAUUUCCGAUUAUAUAUAUUUUUUGAUCUGUUUCAUCUUCGACCUGUUAAAAGUUUCUGAUUAACUUCUGUGGAUUAUCAAUUUGUCAGAUUGUGGAAUUUAAACUUAAUAAAAUUAUGUCUUCCCGAAUAACUAGCGGGAGAAAAAUA
Messenger RNA from Spodoptera litura, 2647 nucleotides. RefSeq names its product S-adenosylmethionine Synthetase (gene Sam-S). Lineage: Eukaryota; Metazoa; Arthropoda; Insecta; Lepidoptera; Noctuidae. Gene Ontology annotation, biological process: S-adenosylmethionine biosynthetic process. Gene Ontology annotation, molecular function: methionine adenosyltransferase activity; ATP binding. The record is from RefSeq and is a predicted model, not a curated record.